ACUGAUGUCUUUUUGGAAUUGUUUAUUAAAGAAGGAAGUAUGACCGGUCUAUUUAGGAGUGAAGAAGAAGGAAACUGGGAAGGGGAGGAGGUGAUGGAGAAUUCAGUUGCUGAACAUCAACGCAGUGAAGCAUCUUCUUCUUCGUCAGAUCCUUCAAAUCAUGCUCAGGUAUGCAUUGAAAUGGAGAAAAGUAUAGAAGUCUCUUUGGUUCAUCAGUCUAGGCGACCAAAUCUCUCCUCUUUGCAAAUACCUUUGAGGUCUUUGGAAAGUUCUUUCUAUGAUUUUACAACUGUAGAUAUUCCUUCUGACCCAAGUCCUAGCUCGACUAAAGCAGGGCUGCCUCCUAGACCCCAUUCAGCUAAAAUCAGAUCCUCUGUUAGAAAUCUUCUUCCACAAAGGAGUUUUAGGGUAAAUAAUUUGUGCCAAAAAGGUGAGAAGAUGGUUCUUUUAGUUCCAGAGACACCUCCUUCUGAUAGUUCUAUGGAGAAGCCUUCUACGUCAAGGUCAUUUUCUCUCAACAAAGUUUUGUUCCCUUCAAAAAAGGUAGCACAUUCUUUACCAGUUACACCAAUUGCGUAUUCAGGUCCAAAGCCUAUACCGGAAAGACAUAUAGAUGCUCAGUCUCAUGUUACUAACUCAGUAGUUCAGCCACAUAGUAUGACACGCUCAUUGUCAGUACCAGUUAAUGUUAAACCUAUAAGUGUAAGACGAGCAGAUUCUGGAAGAGGUUUGGUCCGUGUAAUUUCAGCAACUCCUCGUCCUGCAGCACUUGAGGGUUCCUUGCCAGAUGAUGCCCCAUCAACAGAAAUUACUAGUGAAGAUGCAGGUGAAGACAUUCCUGAAGAAGAAGCAGUAUGCAGGAUUUGCUUGGUUGAGCUGGGUGAAGGAGGUGAGACUCUGAAGAUGGAGUGUAGCUGUAAAGGAGAGCUUGCACUUGCUCACAAAGACUGUGCAGUGAAGUGGUUUAGCAUCAAAGGAAACAAGACAUGUGAUGUCUGCAAGCAAGAUGUUCAGAAUCUCCCUGUAACUUUAUUGAAAGUGAAUGAUCCAAGGAUUGUUAUCAGACGACCUCCGACUGUGCCACAGCAGGCUCAAGUUUCUGGUUACAGGGUCUGGCAGGAUAUACCAGUUCUCGUCAUGGUCAGCAUACUGGCUUACUUCUGUUUCCUUGAACAACUUCUGGUGUCUGAUUUGGGUCCUCGUGCUCUAGCCAUCUCAUUACCAUUCUCCUGUGCUUUAGGUCUUCUUUCCUCCAUGAUUGCUUCCACAAUGGUGAGCAGGAGUUACAUAUGGGCAUAUGCUUCCUUCCAGUUUGCAAUGGUUAUUCUGUUUGCUCAUAUCUUUUAUACAGUACUUGCUGUGAACCCAAUUCUCUCGGUCCUCCUGUCGUCCUUCACUGGAUUUGGUAUUGCAAUUAGUACAAAUUCAGUUCUUGUGGAAUACCUCAGAUGGAGAAUAAGAAGAGAAACACAACCACGACAACAGCAUAUUAACGGAACCUUGCAGCAAUGACCAGCUAAGGCGUCCCACCCUACAUGCAGAACUGACCAGCAAAGGCGGCAACCAGAAGACUGCCGCCAGUAUAUUGAUAGUCGUGAUAUUACAUUCAGUGGCAGUAAGAAACCAUUACAAUUCAUUUUUGUCUUAAUUUUCUGUUUGCAUAUGUUACUUGACAUUUAGGCAAAAAGCUUUGAAAUCCACUUUGAGUUUAGGUGCUUGAACUUGAAAGUUGAUCAGAUGUGAAGACAUGAGAAGCAGCUCUUUGGUCAGUAAAAGUACCAUGAGGCCCUUGUACUAAGAUUUAGAUUGCAUUUUGCCUUCUCUACUCAAAAAACGGGAAAAUUAAUUUCUGUACAUUAGAUUAAAAAGCAAAUUGGUCAUUCUGUUAUAAAUUUCACCUAUUUCUACCCGUAAAAGUUGGUCCAUAUAUGUCAGAAUGAAGCAUAUAUAGUAUGCUAUAUGUAAUUGUUUGGUUAUUCUGUCAGCAUGCUAUAGAAUGAAGCAUAUAUGACAUAUAUUGCAUAGAAAUAGAUGAAUUUUUUAAUAAAAAAGAUUAAUUUGUUA
Gossypium raimondii (Peruvian cotton) is the source of this 2064-nucleotide messenger RNA. RefSeq lists its product as uncharacterized. NCBI's taxonomy places the organism in Eukaryota, Viridiplantae, Streptophyta, Magnoliopsida, Malvales, Malvaceae. The transcript has 9 exons. Bases 40 to 1512 code for a protein of 490 amino acids. The record is from RefSeq and is a predicted model, not a curated record. Gene Ontology annotation, molecular function: zinc ion binding.